This is a messenger RNA of Pantherophis guttatus, 1493 nucleotides long. Its product is annotated as galanin receptor type 1-like. Gene Ontology annotation, cellular component: plasma membrane. Gene Ontology annotation, biological process: G protein-coupled receptor signaling pathway. NCBI's taxonomy places the organism in Eukaryota, Metazoa, Chordata, Lepidosauria, Squamata, Colubridae. Gene Ontology annotation, molecular function: G protein-coupled receptor activity. The record is from RefSeq and is a predicted model, not a curated record.
AUGGAGGAGGUAGCAACCAAUGUCACCUUUUGCACCACUGAUAUGGUUUUCAAGCAAGCCAAUGCUUCUACUUGUUGGCCAAGCAUGACAGGAGGUGGACCAGAGACAGUAAUUAUCCCCGUGCUGUUUGGACUGAUCUUUCUACUGGGCAUGGUGGGGAACACACUGGUGCUGGUGGUACUUGGACGUCUCCCACCAGGUGGACGUCCAUCCCGCAGUGCCACCAACAUCUUCAUCCUCAACUUGAGCAUUGCGGACUUCUCCUUCCUUCUCUUCUGUGUCCCAUUCCAGGCCACCAUUUACUCCUUGCCAGAGUGGAUCUUUGGUGCCUUUUUCUGUAAGUGGGUGCACUACCUCGUCAUGGCCACCAUGCUCGUUAGCAUCUUCACCUUGGUGGCCAUGUCGGUGGACCGCUACAUCGCUGUGGUCCAUGCUAAGCGCUCCCUGUGCAUUCGAAGCAAGCGCAAUGCCACUCUUGGGGUGGGCAUCAUCUGGUUCCUCUCUCUCCUCUUUGCCAUCCCCGUGGCCGAGCACCAGGAACUUUUAAAUGGGCACCAGCAGGCACCCAACAGCUCUUUCUGCUGGGAACACUGGCCUGGCAAUCCGGGAGCCAAGCAGAUGUACAAGGUGACCAUCUUCGUGGUGGGUUAUCUACUACCGCUGGUGCUCAUCACGUGCUGUUACACCAAGGUUUUAUAUCACCUUCAUAAAAAAGUGAAGAAUAUUUCCAGGAAGUCAGAGAGAUCAAAGAGAAAGACGGCGCAAACUGUCCUGCUGGUUGUUGCCGUCUUCCUGAUCUCCUGGCUCCCACACCACAUCAUCACAAUGUGGGCCGAGUUUGGGCAGUUCCCCCUGAACAAUAUCUCCUUCACCUUCCGCAUCAUCUCCCAUUGCUUGGCCUACGGGAACUCCUGCAUCAACCCCAUCAUCUACGCUUUCCUCUCGGAGAAUUUCCGCAACGCCUGCCGUCAAGUCUUCACUUGCAAGUUCCUCCUUCAGCCGGCCCCUGCGGACAAGCUGGUGAGAGUUCGCAUGGAGAAUUUUUCCACCACUCACUCCACAACCAACGUGUGAAAGGGAAGCCGAAGCUCAAAGUAGUACGGGAAGAAAAGCAAACGGGUGGCCAUGCAAAAGUGAUCAGAAAUGGGUUUAUCUUGGGAAAGCUGGCCUGAGCAGGCCAUUCAUCAUGUUCCUCAGGGUGAUAUUACCCAUCCAUCAUAUUUACCAUGGUGAUAUUAUUCAUGAGUCAGGUACAUAAUUAUUAAAUUACCCAUCUCUCAUGCUCACCAUGGUUAUAUUACCCAUCCCUGAUAUUCACCAUGGUGAUAUUACCUAUCCACCAUGCACACCACGAUUAUAUUAGCCAUCGCUCAUGCUCACCAUGGUUAUAUUACCCAUCUCUCAUGCUCACCAAGGUUAUAUUACCCAUCUCUCAUGCUCACCAUGGUUAUAUUACCCAUCUCUCAUGCUCACCACGGUUAUAUUACCCAUCU